AUGAAUCGCCUACCGUCCGUCUCCAGCCUCAUGUCUCCCCCCGAGCCAAAACCCUUCGACAGCUUCAACUCUGGUUUUUCGUCAUUGGCAAUGUCUUCAGAAGACGCUGUCAAGUUGCCACCCAUCUCAGACGAUCGAAAACGCAGUCGGUCUGACAUCGACUUGCCCUCGCCACCAGUCACUCCAUAUGCAGGCAACAAGAAAAGGAAGUCAAAUGCCGAGCAGCUGGAGGCUGAAGUGGGUGUUCACAACAAUCGGGAUCCAGUGCUCUUUCCUCGCAACGAAUCGGUCCCAGAUGUUCACAACGAUGAGCCUCUCUUUGGACCAGUCCUCGCCUCAGCUGCUGAGGCUUUGAUCGAUCAGCACAUGAACUCUCAAAUGGCCCGGUUCCACAACAAGGUCAACAAGCCGACUCGGGACGAAUAUAGGCUAGCUCUAUCCUGCGUACCUAUCGUGGCGGCACAAUACAAUCGGGACCCAAUGGCUUGGGCAAGGGAAGAAAGAGAGACGCUGGAACGGCAAAUGGCAAUGAUGGAUCGCGUGGAAUAUCGGCCCGGCAACUUCAAGCGUUUGGCACCUGCACCUUCAAAAAAGACCACUGGUACCGCUCAGUCGCGUGCUGCCAAAACAUCCAGGCCUCGUCGGACACCGAAAUCAACUCCACAACAACGUGUGAUGGACACUUUUGAUAUUGAGUAUUCGCCCUCUUCAAAACCUUUACGAGUCAUUGGCACCAAUCGAGAUGAUACCGACUACAAUUCGCUCAAGGAUUACUCUCCACCACUAGAAACACUCGGAGGCAAUACGAAGGGCCUUAAAGCAGAAUGGAAGGGCCAGAUGCUUGAUCUCAGCAAUGACCCAGACCGCAGUUUACUUGACCCUGCUGAGGUCAAUCUCGCCGCCACUCUGCGACUGUCAUGUGCAACCUAUCUUUGCAGCAAGAGGAGGAUCUUUGAAGCGCGCGUGAAAGCCCUCAGUAUCGGUAAAGAGUUCCGCAAGACAGACGCCCAGCAGGCUUGCAAAAUUGAUGUCAAUAAGGCUAGUAAGCUGUGGACGGCAUACGAUCGAGUUGGCUGGUUCAAGCCUGAGCAUUUUAUCAGAUUCUUGAAGGCAUAA
Messenger RNA from Talaromyces amestolkiae, 1116 nucleotides. RefSeq lists its product as uncharacterized. Gene Ontology annotation, cellular component: SAGA-type complex; nucleus. Gene Ontology annotation, biological process: chromatin remodeling; regulation of transcription by RNA polymerase II. The record is from RefSeq and is a predicted model, not a curated record. NCBI's taxonomy places the organism in Eukaryota, Fungi, Ascomycota, Eurotiomycetes, Eurotiales, Trichocomaceae. Bases 1 to 1116 code for a protein of 371 amino acids. Gene Ontology annotation, molecular function: transcription coactivator activity; protein binding; chromatin binding. The transcript has a single exon.